ACGUAACCAAAAAUUUGGCGGUUGAGAAGCAACGACCGCAACUUCACAGUUCACACAACUCUUGUAUGCUUUUGCAACUCCCUUUGUUCAGUCGGAAACACCAAAACAAAUAAAAGCGAAAUUUGCGAUGCCAGGUGGAGCCACCGUCUGCUCCGGUCACCGGUUUCAAUGUCUUCCCCUUCUUCCACACUCAACUCGUCCCCAACUCACCAAUUCAACUCGCUCUCGACUCGUUUCUGUUAACCCUCAAUCUAUUUCAUGUUUUCGUACGAAGCUUUUCUUCGAAUCCAAUCGGUUUAGUUUUACUCUAACAAGAGCUGCUGAUUCUUCAACCACCACAACUUCCCAAUCUUCUGAUGUUCCCAACAACAAUAGCAUCACACUUGUUCCCGAUGACGAAAUCUCCAUUACUAAGAUUUCAUUUGGUACGAUUGGACUAAGUCUUGGAGUCUCACUCUUGUCCUAUGGUUUUGGAGCAUACUUUAAUAUUCUCCCUGGAUCCGAAUGGUCAGCUAUAAUGUUAACAUAUGGGUUCCCCCUUGCUAUUAUUGGCAUGGCGCUCAAGUAUGCAGAGCUCAAGCCAGUGCCAUGCCUCACAAAUUCAGAUGCUUUCCGGUUACAGGAAAAAUGUGCAACUCCUAUUCUUAAACAGGUGAAGAGUGAUGUUACCAGAUUUCGCUAUGGGGAUGAGCAGCAUUUAGAAGAAGCAUUGAAACGGAUUUUUCAGUAUGGUCAAGGAGGAGGAAUCCCCAGAAGAAGUGCACCUGUUCUACAAUUGAUUCGUGAAGAGGUCACACAAGAUGGGAAAUAUAGUUUGGUCUUGGUUUUCGAGGCUAAGACUCUAACAUUGUCCGAUUUUGAAAAGAGACAGGCUAAAUUUACUUCAUUCUUUGGGCCUGGAAUUACAGCAGAAGUUGGUAACGGCGAAAAUAAUUUAUACGAGGUUCGACUUAUCUCCAAUACAGACCCUAAUGCAACUUCUUCAUGAUGCUCUUGACCAUUUUAUCCUCCUAUUCCAUGUUGCUUGGUUCAGUUAAUUACAAGACUUAGGUCCUAUAAAAUAUGUAAAAAAUUAAAAGGUAUAGAUUAUUUUUUUUCAUGUAUUAUAUUUUGACAGAUUGAAAGAAAGAGAAAAGCAGUUGAAAAGGAAGAGCCAAUGAAAAUCACAUUAUUUACAUUUGAUA
Vicia villosa (hairy vetch) is the source of this 1184-nucleotide messenger RNA. RefSeq lists its product as uncharacterized. The transcript has 9 exons. The record is from RefSeq and is a predicted model, not a curated record. Lineage: Eukaryota; Viridiplantae; Streptophyta; Magnoliopsida; Fabales; Fabaceae. The coding region runs from base 128 to 988 and encodes 286 amino acids.